ACACGCGCGCAUCUCGUUGCUUUAGACUUUAAUUUAAUAGCUGCUCAAUAAUUCACCGACCAAGAGCUUUUCGUUCUAAAUAAAACUACUACAUUAUAAGUAAAAGCUCUUAAUCGAGAUCAAAAUGGAGAAAAGCUCGAAUUUACCGGCUCCGUUUGUCGGGGUAGCAGUCUUUGUUUUGAAAGGAAACAAGGUGUUGAUGGGUCGUCGCCUCUCCGCGGUCGGUUAUAACACCUUUGCGCUCCCCGGCGGUCAUCUCGAAUUCGGUGAGAGUUUUGAGGAGUGUGCUGCAAGAGAGGUGAAAGAAGAAACUGGACUAGACGUCGUGAAGAUAGAAUUUUUAGCAGUCAGAAACAACGUUGUACUAAAUGAACCAAAACCAGCACAUGUGGUUUGCAUAUUCAUGCGAGCAGCUCUGGCAGACGACGAUCAACUGCCGCAAAAUCUAGAGCCAGAGAAGUGUGGUGGAUGGGAAUGGUAUGACUGGGAAAACCCUCCAACACCAUUGUUUAUCGGGUUGGAGAAUCUGGUGGAGAGUGGUUUCACUCCCUUCCCCACCAACUGAUAUGAUAGGCUAUCCUCUCGUUUGCUUUGUUGUAAGACUUAAAGCAGCAUAUGAAGCUUUCGUACCUAUUAUCUACUUAGUUAUGUCAAAACGAUUAGUUGAAUUGUUCUAUUGCCAGUUCUCAGAAGUUGGUAUUGAUUGCUUAGUUUUAUGAAGUAAUGUAAGUCUGAUUGGUUGUAAACUUGGUUCAAGCAACAAUUUAGACUUUCAGAUUGAAUGUUAUUAACUCGUAUUAUCGUGAAUUGUUUGUUAA
This is a messenger RNA of Daucus carota subsp. sativus, 818 nucleotides long. Its product is annotated as nudix hydrolase 1. The coding region runs from base 125 to 565 and encodes 146 amino acids. Gene Ontology annotation, biological process: dGTP catabolic process. Gene Ontology annotation, molecular function: 8-oxo-7,8-dihydrodeoxyguanosine triphosphate pyrophosphatase activity. Gene Ontology annotation, cellular component: cytosol. The record is from RefSeq and is a predicted model, not a curated record. The transcript is spliced from 2 exons. NCBI's taxonomy places the organism in Eukaryota, Viridiplantae, Streptophyta, Magnoliopsida, Apiales, Apiaceae.